This is a messenger RNA of Rhizophagus irregularis DAOM 181602=DAOM 197198, 666 nucleotides long. RefSeq lists its product as uncharacterized. NCBI's taxonomy places the organism in Eukaryota, Fungi, Glomeromycota, Glomeromycetes, Glomerales, Glomeraceae. Gene Ontology annotation, molecular function: protein binding. The record is from RefSeq and is a predicted model, not a curated record.
UUUGUGAAUAUUAUAAAAUCACAACCUUUAAAAAGAAUAUCAAUUUAUACAAAUUUUUUGGAACAAUAUAAAAAAGAAAUUAUAUAUGCAUUGGAAUAUCGAUCAAAUACUUUAAGGGAAUUAAUAUUCAUUUAUAUGGAUUUUAAAAAUAUAGAUUUAUCAUCAUUAACAAAAUUAGAAAAUUUAGAAAAACUUGAAUUUGAUAAUUGUGAAGGAUUUACUUAUGAACAUUGUAAUAUAUUUUCUAAAAAGAAAUUUCAAUUGAAAGAAUUUAAAUUAUGGCACGAUGAUCUUGAUGUUAUUUAUGAUUCUGAUAAUGUUUAUGAUCAACUUGGAAUAAAUUUAAACGUUAUAGUAGGAAUGAUUAUUACUCUUGGCGGUGUAUCAUUACUCAAAUUAUCAUUAAAUAUUAUUACUUCUGAGACGAUUAAAGCGGUAAAAGAUUCUUGUCCAAAAAUCAAUUUUUUACAUAUGAGAUUAAUUUCUUCAAAACAUUUAAAUUCAAUAAUUCCAUUAAUAUGUGAUUUAUCAUUAUUAAAAAUUUUACAUAUUCAAAUGGAUCCUGAUGAAAUUAUGAAUGGUAAUAAUGGUAAUAAUGGUAAUAAUAAUAAUAAUCAUAACGGUAGUAAUCAAUUAGUUGAAAUCUUGGGUGAUCAUUUAAUAACU